CAAAAAUGUUUUGGAAAAACAGUACCCCUCUUCCCCAAAUUUUAACGUUGACUGUUUUGACAAAACAUGACACUAGCAAUCAAAAAAACAAAUUCAGCACUGAAUUCGGGGAAAGAAGAGCCUUUAUUCCAAAAGAAGCUUAAAACAUAAAAAUCAGAAUGUUUUUCAAAUAUUUAUGCACACAACUGUGGAUUGACGAAAGAAAAAUGUUCGUUGACAGAAGAUUCGUGCAGUAGUUGGCUUCUGAGAGAAAAAUAUUUUGGUCUGCUCCCAUAAAAUGUAGAGGGUUAAAUGGAUUGAUCUUUAUAACGUGUUUACACUAACUGAAGCAAAAAAGUGAGUACAAUUUUUUACAAUUUCACCUUGAGCAUACAAAAAAGAUAUGGGCUUUUCCAUGAGAGCAAGUUAUGCGCUUAUAAUCAAUGAACUCAUUUAUUGUGGUUUUAUUUGGCGAACUAGACGAAUAUUCUUCACUCCCAAGUUUCUUCGAACAAGGCAUGUUAGCGUGAAUAACGUGCUACUAUUUGUGCUUUUGUUGCCUAGUUAUCUUUAAGCAACAAAUUUUUGCUAAGGCUAGAUGUUGCUUAAGUGUGUAUUUUAGAGGCUCAACUGUUGUUUACUUGUUGACCAUCUAUUUAAAAACCUAAUUAACGUGUUUGCUUCUCAGUUCUGCUAAUGCGCCAAUCCAAAAAAAACUUCCUUUUUCAUCAGAUUUGUGGUCUUACAAAGCUUACAUGAUGUAGAACAAGGUUAUUCUCAGAAACUAUUAUUGUUUAUUUAUUUUAUUUAAUCCAGCCGCUGUUGAGUCUCGUGUCGCUUUAUAAAAUGUUGCUUAGAAAAAACUUAUUUACCUCUUUACAAAGCCAAUGAUUUAACCUCUUAGUGUACAACUCUUGCAGACAACAAUGAAGUAACGUGAUCCGGUCAAAUUCAAAGAAGUAUUGUGCAUUUAGUGGAAUUCUGAUUGUUGAAACAGGUGACAAUAAUUUUGUUAGUUGUGAACCCCUUAUAACAGUGAACUUAUGAAGUUACCAAGCCUACUGAUAAAAUGAUUUUAACUUUAAUUGGAGUUAGUGUAUUUUACAGACUCACCAUUUUUUACCUGUUGCUUGUAGACGAUCUACCUUGAAGACAAAAUUCACAUGUUGCUUGAUCAAGUCUUUCGUUUUAAUCAGGUUUGUCGUCAUAUAUAAAUGACAUGACUUUUAAAACAAGGAAAGUUCCGAAACCAAUUAUUUUACAGUCUCUGUUGUUUUUCCUUAUCCUUUUAUUAUAUUCACUUCAGGCUGUCUGUUACAUAGGAGGAUAGCUUUUACUCACAAGUUACUUUGUUUUUUAGAGGAUUUAAACCUCGUGUUGCUUGUUAGAUUUUGCUUACAAAGUAAAAAGCGUGCAAAUAUUUGGGAAGACCGCAUAGAAACGAGAAAAGGUUUUUAUUUUACCAAAGUUUAUUAAAUUAAUUACUAUGAUUCUAGCCGCCCAUUUCAGCAUUUAGUAUUCAAACAUGCGCAUUACAUUUUUUGGUCGAAACGGCUACUGUAUUUUUUUACUGCUUUGGAAACCGAGAGAAGUCAACUUUCAAAGUGUUUACCGCGGUCAUCUUUUUUAACAACCAAUCAAAACUUUAAAAAGGUUACCAUAUUGAAUGUUAUGAGGAUUGCCCAUAUUGACGGCCGAAUACUAAAAACUGCGGUCGAACGCUCUAUUCAAAGGCGGUCUUAAAGCUACAAUCAUUACAACCCUUUGAUGAUGAAUAAGUUCCGACAUUGUACAGUAUGAUUAAAAAAAUCCGUCACGCCGUCAUGGUAAUUAAAUAAAGUCGCUUUUAGCUAUACGUCAAACAGGCUGAAUAUAGUUAGUCAUCAAAACAAAAUGUGUGAAAUUUUACAAUUACAAGUUGAUCAAAAUAUCCUUUGAGAAGAUAUAAAUAAAAUAAAAACUUUAAGAAAUCAACUUCAAAUGUAAUGUUUUGUAAACAUGCGGAACUUAAAAAAUCACAGCGCAGGUACUCUUCAAAGCGUGCGCUAAUCUCUUUCAAUACGACAUUUGUACAUUGCUUCCUUAUUUAUUUUUAAUUUGUUUUUGCAAUGUCUGUCUGAAAAAGCUGCAAAAUUGCGACGUUUUAAAACUCCUCAGUUCCCCCUAUAUCAAUCCCCCCUAUUACUCCUCAAUUCUCCCUAUAACUCCUCAAUUCUCCCUAUAACUCCUCAAUUCUCCCUAUAACUCCUCAAUUCUCCCUAUAACUCCUCAAUUCUCCCUAUAACUCCUCAAUUCUCCCUAUAACUCCUCAAUUCUCCCUAUAACUCCUCAAAUCCCCCUAUAACUCCUCAAUUCUCCCUAUAACUCCUCAAUUCUCCCUAUAACUCCUCAAUUCUCCCUAUAACUCCUCAAUUCUCCCUAUAACUCCUCAAUUCUCCCUAUAACUCCUCAAUUCUCCCUAUAACUCCUCAAUUCUCCCUAUAACUCCUCAAUUCUCCCUAUAACUCCUCAAUUCUCCCUAUAACUCCUCAAUUCUCCCUAUUACUCCUCAAUUCUCCCUAUAACUCCUCAAUUCUCCCUAUAACUCCUCAAUUCUCCCUAUAACUCCUCAAUUCUCCCUAUAACUCCUCAAAUCCCCCUAUAACUCCUCAAAUCCCCCUAUUACUCCUCAAUUCUCCCUAUAACUCCUCAAUUCUCCCUAUAACUCCUCAAUUCUCCCUAUAACUCCUCAAUUCUCCCUAUAACUCCUCAAUUCUCCCUAUUACUCCUCAAUUCUCCCUAUUACUCCUCAAUUCUCCCUAUAACUCCUCAAAUCUCAGCCAAAAACAAUCCUCGAAUUUGUUUUACAAAACUAUAUGGUUUGUUGCAUGUUUCAGAUGUUUAUAAAAAUAUAAUAAGAAAAACACGCAUAAAAAGUCCUCAAAUGUGACUCUAUAAAGACUGGCUAGCAAGAGUCCGCCUAGCAUUUUAAACCCGAGUAAAAAUUGAAGUUAAAAAUAUGCCUAACUGUACGGUAUCGUAAUUUUUGAAGAAUGAUUGUGUUGAAAUAUAUUUCAUAUAACAAAAACAAGGGUAAUUUCCUUUGUAAACGGAGUUCGAAUAUCAUUAUUUGAUCCGGUCUUUUAAAGUAAAAGUUUAUUUAUCCAUAAUGGCCACGCGCCAGCUUGUGUAAACAAAGAUGAAACUCGUUUAUUACGUUACUGUAACGUUUUCUUGUUGUUGCUUAUAAUGGGUUGGAUCAUAACCAGUAACGAGUUCUUACCUUUGUUUUUUGUCCAAUAUAUUUUUUCACACAGUUGAAAAAACGCUUAAAUGGGAUAGCCAUUCUUAUUUUAUGUGGGGGAAUCCGUUGAGUGGGUAUUUUCAUUUUGAGAACAAUGGAGAGAUAAGCUAAGAAAAUCAAACGUAUUUUAAAGUUCUUAAUUUACCGUCAAUGACUGUGUGUGUUAUUUUACAGAACGCUUUGCUAUACAACCCGUGUAGUUUCAAGGGAAAAUCACCAAAGUGGAUACAUUUUCACUUAUAAAAAAUCACUGAACAAACCACGACGCGAUACACACUUAGUUUUCAGUCAAAUAUCGAAAAAAAACUUUAAGACAAAACCUAAAAUGAAUCCGAUAUUGUAGCAAUAAAUAACAACCUCGGCUCCAGGUCUCUUUUUUACCCAUAGCAUUAAGGAUAGAGUAGAAGCGAUGAAUUUCUUCACAUAAAGUGGUGGUCAUUAGAAAUAACUUCACACGUUCUCAUCUCAGUAAGAAUAACAAGUUGAAUUAUUCAUUUUAUCUGAUAUUGACACAGUAUUUUUUAUUCUCUAGGUUUGUUUAAUUUCCGUAUUUACGGAUGGCAUUAAAUCCCUAUAAAACGGUCUCUUUUAAACAUAAAAUCAAAACUGGAGCGUCCUUAGUGUAGGUAACAUCGACUAAAUUAUUUUACACAUUAUCCAGUAUGAAGUUCAACAUGGUUUAUAUUAGCUCGUUGUUUUUAUUUAUUGUGAAGUUACAUUUUAUUAGCAGUACAAAUAUGAGAAACUUUGCAUGGCGAUUACCGUACAUGGCAAGACAAAAAUUCGCUCUGAUGAAAGAUGUUGAUAUGCUUCUAAAUAUCUUUGAAAAAUAUCAACAGAAAGAGAAACCACAACUUAAUAAACGUGACGAUUCUACUAUCACAGACAAAUCUUGCAUUCCCCGCACUACACUAGCAAGUACAUACACACACGACAGAGGAGUGCAAAUUCCGCGCAUAGUGCACGUUAAGAGAUGCCAGGGUGGCACAGAAAACCCGGAAAAUUAUCAAUGCCAACCCACAAAAAUCGUGGUGCAGUGUUUUCGCACGACCAAUGCGAAAAACGGCGAUGAUUACCUUGGUAUAUAUUCACACGAAGCAUGUAAAGAGAAAUGUAUCUGUAAUAGAAAGUUAUGCAAGGAUCAGAUCAUAGAGGAUUUAAUGUGUCCUAGAGGAUAUACGGAGAAUAAAGAAUCUUGUCAGUGUGUAUCUUCGAAAGGAGAAUCAAUAUUUUUCAGAAAUAUGGGAAUAAUAACAGACUGGAACUCGGAUCUACAUAAGUUAUGUCGCAGUGAAGCAAGCAAAUUUUCUAUUGGAAUUGGUGAAAGUUUUACACUGUCACUGUGAAUGAAGCAUCUGUCAAAUCCCUAAAAACGUCAGCAUGGAAAUAUAUAUAUAUAUAUAUAUUUAGUAUAAUUGUAUUUACUUAUUUAUUGAGAAAAAUAAUAAUUUAGUUUUAAA
This is a messenger RNA of Hydractinia symbiolongicarpus, 4722 nucleotides long. RefSeq lists its product as uncharacterized. The transcript has 4 exons. The record is from RefSeq and is a predicted model, not a curated record. Bases 3925 to 4608 code for a protein of 227 amino acids. NCBI's taxonomy places the organism in Eukaryota, Metazoa, Cnidaria, Hydrozoa, Anthoathecata, Hydractiniidae.